AGAAGGUGCUGUGAAAGCUGUCUGCGUAGUGCCUGAUUAAAAUUCAUAUCCGGGUGCUUUUUAAGUUGUUUUCACCAAGAUUUGGAAUUAUUUCAUUUUAUAUUCUUACAGGAAGUGUAACUUUUAGACUAUUUUGUUUUUUAGUUAAAAAGAAUACACAAAUAUGUUUUCGUAUGUUUCUUUUUGGUCUGGACUUUUAGGCACUCGAUCACGAGGCCCAUCGUGCGGAAAAGUCCCGGGGAAGUGAUUAUCACCGGAACAAAACAACUCGAUUAACUUACAGCUCUAAUUGAUAAGAUUAAGUAGUUUGUCGAUAAUAAAAGGCAGCCGAGUUACAGCUAAGACAAAAUGUCGUCGGAGGAAUUCGAAAAGUUGCACGAAAUCUACAGAUCACUGUAUGAUGAGCUAAAGCUAAUGCCAGAGAGAGCUCUGGGAUGCUAUGGAGAGGAGAGGAAGAGGUUGGUGAGGACCUUCGAUGAGAGGCAGGGGGAGGCUGAGGAAGUGUUGCAAGGAAUGGAAGAAGAGCUGCGCGCUGCCCCUCCCUCAUACAGAAAUGCUAUGAGUACAAAGCUGCGCAUGUUCCGCCGGGAUCUGGGCAAACUCCAGAGGGACAUGAAGACCUUAGCUCCUGCGUUUGGUUCUUCUAAACCUCCAGGGGAAGGAAAUCAUGGCAUCUAUUCGUCACAAAACCAACAGAGUACUCACCUGCAAUCUCAGAGAGCCUUGCUGCUCCAGGGCACAGAGUCUCUGAACAACGCCAGCCAGAGCAUUGAGCGAAGUCAGCGCAUCGCCAACGAGACGGAGCAGAUCGGCACAGAUAUCAUCGAGGAGCUGGGAGAGCAGAGGGAACAGCUGGACCGCACCAGAAACAGAUUGGUGAAUACUGGAGAAAACCUCAGCCGAAGUAGAAAAAUUCUUCGUUCCAUGUCACGGAAGCUGAUGACGAAUAAGUUGCUGUUAGGUGUCAUCAUUUUGAUGGAGUUGGCCAUUCUUGGUGCUGUGAUUUAUCUGAAGUUCUUCCGAUGAUCAAAAUUUUACGAUCUGGGAAGAGUCUGCGCUUUGGAUCCAGCGCAAACCCGGACUCUCAACAUCUGUCUCCACUGACUGUCCAGUAGCAAUAAUGUUCUUCUGCUGUAUUCAGCCAACAGUCUCUGUAAGUGAAUAUGAGGACAAUGACUCAGUCGUAAAGUGAACCUUCUCUGAGAGGGGGAUUCCGUCCAUGGGCAGGUGAAGUUCAUUUGACAAGAACCCUUGAAUUGACCAAACCUGCUGAAACUCCAUGGACAAACUGUGAACUGAGAUUUGCACUGUUUUAUCAGACUUUUAAUGCCAAUGAUGCCCUGCAGAAUGAUUUGCAGGACUCACGUGUUGAUGGCCACGGACCUCAGACAUGAUUCUUUGUAAGGAUUUGUUCAGCCAUGAACAUGAUCAGCUUACACCUGCAUGUGUAGACUCUCCGGUGACAGAAUUGUUACUGGUAGACACAGCAGCAGUUCUGUGAAGUUUCUAAUUCGCAGAAUGGGAUACUUUAUUAUUCCCCAAACAAAUAUAUUGUCUGUUAACAGUAUGUGGUGAAAUGACACAGAGUUUUUGUUGUGCCAUCCUGCCCAGUAUCCAAAUGGUUGUUUUAAGCUAAUUCUUCUGAUUCUUAGUUCUGAAACCUGAGGCCAAAAAAAAUGACCUCUUUUUAGCAGUUAAUAAUGUUGUCUAAUCACUGUAUUAUAUAAAAUCACGGUUGCGAUUAGGCUUCAGUCUGCACAUCAUUAAAUCUAAUCUUUAACCUCA
Messenger RNA from Scatophagus argus, 1785 nucleotides. RefSeq names its product vesicle transport through interaction with t-SNAREs 1B (gene vti1b). The transcript has 6 exons. The record is from RefSeq and is a predicted model, not a curated record. Gene Ontology annotation, cellular component: Golgi apparatus; ER to Golgi transport vesicle membrane; late endosome membrane. Gene Ontology annotation, molecular function: SNAP receptor activity; SNARE binding. The coding region runs from base 349 to 1026 and encodes 225 amino acids. Lineage: Eukaryota; Metazoa; Chordata; Actinopteri; Scatophagidae. Gene Ontology annotation, biological process: regulation of protein localization to plasma membrane; vesicle fusion with Golgi apparatus; intra-Golgi vesicle-mediated transport.